AUGAAGCUCCUACUCUGCUAUAUAUUGGCAUCUGUGACUUCCGCCCUCUCCUUCACCCCCUGCCCACUCCUCGGCCCAGCCUUCCCCCCAUACACCCUAGACACAGACGACAAAAUCCUCAACAAGGCCCUGGAAACACUCACGCACAAGUUCAACACCCAGCUCGGCGGAAACAGCGGCUCUCAUGGCGAAACCUCACCCAACACAACGUUCAGCGUUGCGCUGUUCUCAGCGAACCCCGGUACAGCUGCUGAGGAGCCUUUCUUCUGGGAAUACCACUAUGCAGCGCCGUGGUUGAACAAGAGUACUUCAGGCGGGGCGAGGGUUGUGGAUAAGGAUAGUGUCUAUCGUAUUGGAGGGCUUACCGAGGUGUUCACGGUUUGGUCGCUUUUGCUGGGAGAUGGGGGUUUGAUCUUGGAUGAGCCGGUGACGGAGUAUCUUCCUGAGCUGAAUAGGGCUGCUGGAGAUGAUAUUGAGCGGGUUGCCUGGGAUGAGGUUACGGUUGGACAGCUUGCGAGCCAUAUGUCUGGACUUGCACGGGAUUACUGCUCUAGAGACGUGGCUGCGCCAGGACUGCCUAAGCUCUCAUCUAUCAACACCUGCUGCAGCAACCCGGACAAAUGUGACAGCAAUAAUUUCAUCCAACUCAUAUCCGAAAAACCCCCUGUUGCCCCAGCCGGAGUCACCCCCAGCUACUCGAACAUGGCCUUCCAGCUACUAGGGUACAUCAUCGAACGCCGCGCAGGAAAGCCAUUCACCGAUGUCUUGACAAACGAUAUCUUCACUGCAUUAAAUAUGACCAAAACCUCCAUCUUCGCCCCGGCCAACAACAGCGUCUCGCCAGUCAUCCCCAUCAGCAGAGAAGCCAGCGGCUGGUCAUCCCGUCUCGGGGGAGAAGAAGCAUCAAAAUCAAUCUACAGCAGCACCAAAGACCUCGCCAUUGCUGGACAGGCAAUCCUAAACUCGACCCUGCUCGACAAAAGCCAAACGAACCGCUGGCUCAAACCCGUCGCUCACACCUCUAACCCCGCAAACUCCCUGGGAAUGCCAUUUACCAUCUAUCUCGGCGGGAAUUACCCCGAUCAGUCCCUUGUCGAUGUAUACACGGUCCUCAGUAACGAGGGAUAUAAUGAGAGUCUGUAUAGCUCGUAUAUCGGGCUCGUUCCGGAUUAUGGCGUUGGAUAUGCCAUUCUCUCUGCUGAUACGGAAGGACCGGCAGAUUUGAAUGCGCACGCGGAUAUCAUUGGGGAUGUGGUGCUUACGGCGCUGGUUAAGAUGGCGGUUUUACAGGCGGGGGAGAGCUUCAAUGGUACAUAUACUGCUGCUGCGGAUUCUACCAGUCUCUCGUCUAUCACGGUCAGACAAGAUAAUCUGAUGGGAUUGUAUAUCGACGAGUUUAUCAGCAACGGGACGGAUUUCCGGGAAACGUUGUCUGGGCUUGUUGGUGUGGAGCAGUCCAAGGACCUGAGUAUCAGAUUAUAUCCCACGCAGCGUGUUGGCUCGAAACAGGCGUUUAGGGCUGUGUUGCAGGAUGUCACGGAGCUGGCGGAUAAUGAUACCCCGACUUGUGUGUCGUGGAUGGAUGUGGAUGAGCUGCAGUAUGGAGGAAGAGGUCUGGAUGAGUUUGUCUUCGAGGUGGAUGAGAGAGGGAGGGCUGUUGGUGUUGAGAUUCCGGCGUUGCGGGUGGUGCUGUCUAGGGUAUACAGUGAUAGAUUGAGGUAG
Aspergillus versicolor CBS 583.65 is the source of this 1722-nucleotide messenger RNA. Its product is annotated as serine hydrolase domain-containing protein. The transcript is spliced from 4 exons. The record is from RefSeq and is a predicted model, not a curated record. Lineage: Eukaryota; Fungi; Ascomycota; Eurotiomycetes; Eurotiales; Aspergillaceae. The coding region runs from base 1 to 1722 and encodes 573 amino acids.